Molecule: messenger RNA, 1086 nt
Organism: Telopea speciosissima
Lineage: Eukaryota; Viridiplantae; Streptophyta; Magnoliopsida; Proteales; Proteaceae
Product: probable membrane-associated kinase regulator 1
Exons: 1
Coding region: 98-1084 (328 amino acids)
Cellular component (GO): plasma membrane
Molecular function (GO): kinase inhibitor activity
Source: RefSeq, a predicted model, not a curated record
UCCUCUCAAAUUCUCCAAACCCAUCUAUGUAAUCUUAUUUUUUCUUUUCAUUUCAAGCACUACUCAUUUUGAUAAUGUAGUAAAGCAACAACCAAAGAUGGGAAGAAGAAGUAGAAGAAGAGGAGGAGAGAAUGAAGAAUCAUCAAAGUCUCUCACACUCCCUUCCUCUCCCUCUCACUCCUUCUCUUCAUCAUCUUCAUCUGACUUCGAGUUCACAAUCUCUCUCUCCCCUCGCAAAUCUUCUUCUAAUCUCUGCCCUGCCGACGAACUCUUCUACAAAGGCCAACUCUUACCUCUCCAUCUCUCUCCUCGCCUCUCAAUGGUUCGAACACUCAUACUUUCCUCCUCCAGCACUUCAUCUUCGUCCGACACCACAACCACCGCCUCUCGUGACUCCACCGGCAGUUCCAACGAUUCCCACUCGUCUUUCUCCAGCGAUCUCGGCUUACUCGUCGAGUCCGACUCUUCCCGACCGAGUUCCGUAACCGAAGAAGAUGAGUUAAAGCGACAUAGCAAGGUAAAACCCAAGUACUUCUCCUUGUCGAGAUUCUCUUCUGUGUUCCGCAAAAGCAGAGAUCAAGAGAACGUAACGGUGUCAGAAUCUUCGGUUAAGAAAAUGAGCUCAUCGGCAAAGGACGUUUUUCGUAAGUAUUUAAAGAAGGUGAAGCCUUUGUAUGAGAAACUUUCACCGAAGCAACAGCAGAAGAUUACGACAGAGGAAUCCAUCGGAAAAGACAUAGAAACCGCCACCACCACCGCCGGAACCACCUCCACCACCGCAGUAGUUUCGAAUACAAGGAAGGACAACAAUGGUUUGGGUCAUGUGAUAUCUCAUUCAUUUUCUGGAAAUCUGAGUUUAAGAUACCCAAGAAGGAGAAGCUGCAUCUCGAGCUGCCCUUCGUCGAUGCGGUCGUCGCCUAGUCAUUCUGGAGUUCUUAGUCGAAGUGGUGUGGUGAGUGGAAGUGAUGUCGGUGGAAAGAACUAUUCAGAUUCAUCUUCAAUGGAGGAAUUACAUAAUGCGAUUCAAGGAGCUAUUGCACAUUGUAAGAACUCCAUGGCUCAGAAGGUGAGUAAGGAGAUCUGAAA